UCUACACUUCCUCGUCUCGUCUGGUUGUUUUUUGCUCCAUUAUGGAUGCAAGCUUCGCAUUCGAGGCUCCUAGCGACGAGGAAUACGAAAGCGAAGAAGAAGUGGAAGAGGAGAACGGAGCUCAAAAAUCUCAGUCUCCGUGGGAGUUCGCUGCAUAUUCUGAAUCCGUCGCUGAAGAACACGCUCGAAGAAGCACAACUUCUAUAGAUCUCAAGAUUUCCAAAGCUCUCAAAGAACGCGCAUUCCAGAUUUCUAAUCACAGCGAUGAAGAAGACGUUGAAUUUGAACCUCACAAACAAGAAAAUUAUCAACCUGAAGAAGGUGACAAUGAGAAGACUGGCGGAGACAGUAAAUCGUUCUUUGCUCCGUCUGAUGGGACUUCGUUUCAUGCGAACUCUUUCAUGGAACUGAAUCUUUCUCGUCCAUUGCUUCGAGCUUGUGAAGCUCUGGGGUACCAAAAGCCAACACCUAUAUAGGCAGCGUGCAUACCAUUAGCUUUAACUGGGCGCGAUAUCUGUGGGAGUGCCAUUACUGGUUCCGGAAAGACGGCUGCUUUCACCUUACCUGUGCUGGAGAGGUUACUCUUCCGUCCUAAGCGUAUACAUGCAAUAAGGGUCCUAGUGCUUACUCCAACUAGGGAACUGGCUGUGCAGGUUCUUUUCAGUUUGUUUGUUGCGGGGAAAGCAUGAUAAUGUAACGACUGGCCAUACAAAGAUCAAGAAAUUUAUUACAUAUACAACGAUACACAAACAAAAUUCUUCUGGUUCAUUCACGACAGAGAUAUGACCACAUAGUCCACAGUAUGAUAAAGAAACUUGCGCAGUUCACUGAUAUAAGAUGUUGCCUCAUUGUUGGUGGCCUUUCAACAAAGACGCAAGAGGUAGCCUUGAGAUCAAUGCCAGAUAUUGUUGUGGCCACUCCAGGGCGUAUGAUAGAUCAUUUACGAAAUUCACAGUCAGUGGGGUUGGAAGAUCUUGCAGUUCUCAUUCUUGACGAGGCAGAUCGCCUUCUGGAACUUGGAUUUAGUGCCGAAAUUCAUGAGCUGGUUCGUCUCUGUCCUAAAGGAAGACAGACCUUGCUAUUUUCAGCUACAAUGACUGAAGAAGUUGAUGAGCUUGUCAAGCUUUCUUUAACUAGACCCUUGCGUCUUUCAGCUGAUCCAUCUGCAAAAAGACCUGCAAGAUUGACUGAGGAGGUGGUUAGGAUUCGUCGUAUGCGCGAAGCAAAUCAAGAGGCAGUUCUUCUUUCACUAUGCUGUAAAACAUUCACAUCAAAAGUGAUAAUCUUCAGUGGAACAAAACUAGCUGCACAUAGGUUGAAGAUUUUAUUUGGAUUAGUUGGUUUAACAGCUGCUGAGCUUCAUGGCAAUCUUACCCAAGUGCAGCGUCUUGAUGCUUUGGAUCUGUUCAGGAAACAGCAAGUGGAUUUUCUCAUUGCAACUGAUGUCGCUGCUCGUGGACUUGACAUAAUUGGUGUUCAAACAGUUAUAAACUUCUCAUGCCCUCGUGAUCUUACUAGCUAUGUUCAUCGAGUGGGUCGUACUGCAAGAGCUGGGCGAGAAGGAUAUGCUGUUACAUUCGUCACGGAUAAUGACCGAUCUGUUUUAAAAGCUAUCGCAAAGAGAGCUGGAUCAAAGCUGAAGAGUCGAAUGGUUGCAGAACAAUCAAUUACUAAGUGGUCUCAAAUAAUUGAACAAACAGAAGAUCAAAUUGCUGCAAUUUUCCAAGAGGAGAGUGAAGAGAGAGCCCUUAGAAAAGCUGAAAUGGAAGCAACAAAGGCAGAAAAUAUGAUUGCACAUAAGGAUGAAAUCAAUUCACGUCCUAAAAGAACCUGGUUUGCAACUGAAAAGGAGAAGAAACUUCUUGCGAAGUCUGCUAAGUCUUCCGUGGAGAAUGGUAAAAGUUCUACAAAUGAGGUUAUCAGCGCCCAGCACGCCGAAGACUUGAAGAUGAAGGAAAAGAGAAGGCAGGAGCGCGAGAAAAAUUUGCCACGAAAUAAGCGUCGGAGACUGGAAGCAGCUCGAGAGAGAUUGGAGGAUGAAGAUGAAGAUGACAAGGAGCUAGAACAGGGACGUGGAAGUGGUAAGGGGAAAGAAGGAAAAUUACUGGUUGAUCUUGCUUAUCAGCGGGCAAAAGCAGCAAAGGCUAUGACUAAGGCGCAAAUUGCUGGCAAGAUUGUGAAAAGGGCUGGGAAAACAUCAAAACGUCCCCAAAGAACUCAGUCAAGGACAGAAGAGAUGCGUGAAUUAUUCCAGGUUGAUAUGAGUGAAAGGAAACAAAAAAGCAAUCAUGCAGCUGGAAAGAAAAAGUCUAAGCAAUUCAAGAGCAAAUCACGGUAUAAACGGAAAUAAAAUAACAAGUUGGCAACUUACAUGCUGGAGCAGUCUCCAGUCGGCAACUCAGUGGGUAGGGGUGCCUGCUUCAACGUUGAAUGCCAGCUCUUUCCAUCCUUAUCUUUCCUCAAUUUUUUUGGGGUAAUAUUUACUAUAGGAUCUGGAAUUGUGGAUUAUACAAGAGUAAUCAGGUAUGUUCUUACAUAGUUAUACCUGUUCCAUAGGCUCAAUUGUAAUCUAUUCAUUUUACACGUUUUAUUUUACAAAUCUCCCAUUUUGUUUUGGGGAGAAGAAACUGUAACAAAUUUAUUGGAAUAGACUAUAGUUGGAAAAAGAAGAAAAAUGUAAAAACAAACCCAAAUAAAAAGAAUGUUAAUUUAAGUAGUA
Macadamia integrifolia is the source of this 2719-nucleotide messenger RNA. Its product is annotated as DEAD-box ATP-dependent RNA helicase 28-like. The record is from RefSeq and is a predicted model, not a curated record. Gene Ontology annotation, molecular function: ATP binding; nucleic acid binding. The transcript is spliced from 20 exons. The coding region runs from base 803 to 2350 and encodes 515 amino acids. Lineage: Eukaryota; Viridiplantae; Streptophyta; Magnoliopsida; Proteales; Proteaceae.